GAUUACUUGCAAGCCACCCCACCCCGACGUUCGGCAGUUGAAAGGUUCUAAGCUGACCAAACGCGGCCCUUGAGCAGCACAUAGUAUACGCCGACCUGUCAGGUAUCCCUCUCUCAUAUUGAUGAGUCCAAGGGUGGAUGGGUUUCCCGCCACGAACAGCCCUGAACAGAUGAGUAAGUUCACGCUGGGCUGUGAGAUCGAGGGUGCCUCUCAGAAAGCCUUUCGCUUAUAUUACAUAAUUACUCUCAGAGCCUAUACAUUAUUAACAUUAAAUAUUGUGGUAAGAACGAUAACAGCCAGCAAAAAGUCGCACGCGCCGAAAUGAGCGCCUGGCAACUUGACUCCGACACCGUCCAAUCAGAUAACGCUCUGUAUGCAUUUGGAUGAGGCGUCACUCGCAGCACCGAUGCGUGUCACUGAGGCCAGGCCCGUUCGGCGAUUGCGCGUGCGCUUCCGGCCUUUGCAAGCUCUGACGCUGCUGGCGGCAGUGCUGAUUACGAGCGCAGCAGCUGCAGCGAUCGGGGAAUGCAGCGCGGCCGACGGAGCGGCGACUGGGGUGCAGGCGCUGUCCUCCCUCUCUGGUGGCCAGGUGGCCCAGGGCGUCCUGGCUACACCGGUCACCGCCACGUGGGACUUUAAGGGACGGCCGGACGUGCUCGCGAUGCCACAAGGCACCGCCGUGAACCUGUCCUGCCUCACGGCACUCAACGCCACCGUGGCGGCCCCCUCGGCGGCGGUGGGGAGUGUGUUCCUGCAGCCCACGGCGCUGGACUUGUCUGCGGCGUCGGGCCUCAGCAUGGCCGGCGUCAGCCUCAGCACCGACUGCGCCACAGUGCUGGCAUACCAACAGUAUCUGUGCACGUCGCUGCGCGCAGCAGGCAGCCUGACGAUGGAGCCAGGCGUGGUUCGUUUCGGCCGCUGGCGUGACGGCUUCACGUCUCUGGACAACGUGAACCUCACCUGCCCCACGUCGGCGGGCGCGGCGGCAGUGGCUGUGCCUUGCCGUCUGGUGUCUGUGCAGACGGCUGCUGAGCUGCUGGAGGCGUUCACGGUGCAUGCGGCUGCUGCCGCGGCGGCGGGAGCCAACCUCACAAUCGUGCUCGCUAGCAACGUGACGGUGCAGCGCAGUGCGUCGCCUUCCCACGUACCCGCGCCUGUACCUGCGCCCUUGCUCGCGAACAUCAGCUUGGUGGGGUCGGCGCUUCUUGGGCGGCCCGUGCUGGAUCUGCAGCUACAGACGUGGCUGUGGGACGUGGGGCCCACCGUGUGGGUGACGCUCAGCAACCUCUCGUGCGUUAACCUCGCACCCGGCUACAUCUCCGCGGGGCGGCCAUACAGCCCCUACGGGCUGCUGUCAGACCGCUUGUGGGCGUUCAAGAGGUCCACACGCCAAGUCAUUAUCCACGACUGCACUCUUGUGAUGCCGCCCGAUGAGCUGUCAUACACCCGUUACUGGAUAACGUUCCUCGUGUCGCCGGUGCCUGAGGCCCAGGCACUAGCUGCCUGGCUUAAGGUCACCAACGUCACGGUUGACGCCGUGAAUGCGUCAGGGGUUUAUUACCGGUCGCUGCAGUCGGCUGUCACGAGUUUUGAACGAGUGCACGUCACCGACAGCUUGGGCCCGGGCUACCCGCUGCUGCCGCCUGUUAGCCUGGACAUUAAGCAGCUCCAAUCCGCCAGUGUGCCGCUCACCUCCGUGAACCAGGCCAACUCCGCCCCCGACCUGCUGCUAGCUAUGGACCCCCACCACAGCACGCCUGAUGGAAGCGGCCUGCGCUGGGUGCUGCUGGUGGGCAACGUCUCUACCGGGGAGGGCGGCGCCGUCGCGUGGGCGAACGCCCUGGAGGCCACCACAACAGGCGACAACGCAAACAGCAUGGGUGGCAGCAGCGCAGACGCUGCGGCCGCCCGCGCAGCCGGGUUUGGGAAUGCGACCGCUAUCAUCCCUGGCAGCACCGUGAUUGAAUGCGGCUAUGCGACGGGCUUCAUGCGGCUGGGUCUCGGCGGCCAAACAGCGGCACUGGGUGUGCCAGCUGGAGCAAGGCUGGUGAUGCGGCGGCUCGUGCUAACCGAACUGGCGGCUCGCGGCGGCAGCUACAGCCGCAGCGACCCGCUGGCAGUGCUGUCCAGCCCGCUGUGGGGCGUGUCGCUGGCCGCGGGCGCCAGCAAGACACGGCUGGAGAACUGCACGCUGGUGGUCAGCGCGGAGGAGCUGCAGCUGCUGCAGCAGGCGCUGCUGCCGGCGGCGCAGCUGGCGGCGGUUGUGGCCGCAGGGCCAGCAGGGGGCACAGGCGCCAACGCCACAGCCAACAGCACGGGCAGCGCUGGCACCGGUGGCAACGCCAGCAAGCUGACCUUCGAUACAGCUCUUGUGGAGGCUACCCGCAGCUUCUUCAUGAACGCGAACGACCUCUCAGUCAACACGACCGGCAGUGUAUUGUUGCUGCGCAUAGCGUAUGUUACCACGGACUUGUACACGCUGACAAACUGUGUGUUCCGGGCACCGGUGGCGGCGGACGGCGAGUGGUCGGGGCCCAACCUCACAGCCCUGGGGGUGCCGUACGAUACCGGCAGCAGCAGCAGCAGCGGCCGCGGCGGCGCCCCGGUAGGCGCAAUCGUAGGGGCUGUCGUCGGCGGCUGCUGCGCUCUCCUCGCAGCAGGUGUGACAGCCCUGUUAGUGCUUCGCCGGCGGCGUCAGCAGCACGGGCGGCUCAAGCGCGGCCGCGAUGCCGGCGCUGGCGAUGACCCCUAUGCUCAGUACCUGCAGCGGGGCGCGGCCACGGACGGAGCAGGCGCGGACGCAGGCCCAUACGGCAAUGUUGACGGAAAUACAUCCAUCGCAGCAGGCGUCGCCAUCGCUGGUGACGGGCCUCGAUCUCGCUGCAGCCUGGACCGGCUGUCUGCGCUCACGGACAGCGGCCAGGUGAUGCGGCCCGGGGCACGAAGCAGCGCCGCGGAUGUCACGGCCCUAGCCAUUAUGUUCAAAGGCGGCGCAGGGCCCUCCGUCACAACCUCCACAGUGAGCUGCUCUGGCGGCCCCACGGGUGAACUGCCGCGCCUGUUGGCGGGCCUGGCGGCGCCAGCCGAGGCGGCGUCGAGCGCGCAAGGGGGCGUGGGGUCGGCGGCGGGGCGCAGCUCCCAUCCAAGCAGUAGCGCUAGCAGUGGGCUGCUGAAGCUGCGGUCCCCCUACACGACCACGGGGGCUGUCACCAACAUGACCAGUAAGGCCUUGGCUGCCAUGGCAGCAGCCGAGGCCUCAGCGCUCCGUAGCGACGGGCUACCUGUGGGCGGCUCCGGGGACAAGCUCACACGGGCACCUACCGACAGCUUCGAUGCAGCCCCGAGCACGACCACGCUCCGCCAGCACGGCCCAGCAGGUGCUGCCGCCCUUUGUGCAACCAUGCGCACAGGCAGCAGCACCGGCGGGCCCAUCACUGCUGGCCCUGGCGCCGGGGAUUCCAGGCAUACGCCGCCCUCAGCCUCAUCCGGCUCCCGAGAUGUGGCUCGUACGGGAGCCAACGCCGUCGAGUCGUCCAACGCGUCGUCCGCUGUGUCCCUCUGGCAAGUGCCGGGGGCACCGGGGACCACUCGCGGCGCCAGCACUGUGAAUCAGAUGCACGCUAUGAUUGCGGCAUUUGGGCGGAACUUUAAUGACCAGCAGUUGCAGGUGCACGGGCUGAUUGGCAAGGGCGCGCACGGCACCGUGUAUCGCGGCACGUGGCGCGGCCUGUCCGUGGCGAUCAAGUCCAUGGUGUUUGGCCCCGACGACCACGCUCGCCACCAGCAGCGGCCGCUCAUGGAGGCGGCUAUCAGCUCAAACCUGACGCACCCAAACAUUGUGACCACCUACUCAUACGAGCUGCGCGAGGUGCAGCACGAGCUGGCGUCCCUGUCCCCGGAGCUGUCACAACAGGGCGGCGGCUGGCGCCUGCUCAUCAUCCAGGAGUUCUGUGACGCGGGCCCGCUGCGCAGCCUGGUGGACUGCGGCUUCUUCCUCACGCCGCCACAGCAACACAUAAAGCGGCCGCCUUCACGCAUGUUGGAGCAGCAGCGCGCGUCCCGGAAAUCCGUAGCAGCAGCGUCAGCAGUAGCAUCAGGAGAAGCAGGAGGCGCGAAGGAGCAGCAGCAGCAGCAGCAGCCAGAACGUUCGGCUGCUGGUCACGGUAUCCGGGGCAGCAGCACCAGCAGCGACGAUGACGAGGAUGAUGCGCGUGUAUCGCGCAUGCUCCGGCGGGCUGGUGGCACGUUCGGUCCUGGCAUGUUUGAGGGCUGUGAGCGGGUGAAGCCGAACAAGCCUUUUCGCCCAGCCCUCGAGGACGUGCCUGCGGACGUGCCCGGCGGCCGGCCCGCAAGCUCGCUCCAGGCGGCCCUGCGCUACGUGGAGGCCGCGCUGCAGAUCGCACGUGGGCUGCAGCACAUCCACGAGAAGAACAUCGUGCAUGGCGACCUGAACCCCAACAAUGUGCUGCUGGUGCGCGCGCCCGGCACUCCGCUGGGGUUCUGCCUCAAGGUGUCGGACUUCGGGCUGUCGGUGCGCGUGGGUGAGGGCCAGUCGCACCUGUCCAACUUGUUCCAGGGCACGCCCUACUACUGCGCGCCGGAAGUGAUGCUGUCUGGCAAGGUCGGCAAAAGCGCAGACCUGUACUCUCUGGGCAUCAUGCUGUGGGAGCUGCAGAACGGCACGCGGCCGCCCUGGCGCAUGGGCGUGCGGCUGCGCACCUACCCCUCGCUCAACACGGGCGAGCUGGAGUUCGGACCCGACACGCCUCCGCGGUACGCAUGCCUGGCACGGGAGUGCUUCCACGCCUCCAGCGCGGCGCGGCCGAGCGUGGGGGUGGUGGUGGCAGCGCUGGAGAGGAUUAGGGACGAGCUAACCGUAAUGAGCAAUGUAUAGUAGGCGUGCGGUUUUGUGCGCCGUUACACGGAAUGGAACUCAACUUUCGCUGAGGAACGCGUCAGCAGGUUCCAGCUAGAACAGGAUCAUGUGAAGUAUUAUGGCAUGCAAAGGGUAGGCAUUAUUUUGGUGUGUUGCUGGCUUGAGCUCAGCCUUGGGCCAUGCACACAGGCUGGUGGAAACACAACCACGGAACAGUAGUGGCGUUACACGUGCUCUCUUAUCUAUAUCUUGUCUUUUGUCUGAAUGUGGCUGCGUGUGCCUACAGCUUAAGGGAUACAAAGGAAUGCUUCUUUUGCAGGGGUUCUGGUCUUCUGGAUCCGACAUUUUUGUUCAGUUGUAGAGGCGAUGUCAUUAAGGUUGAUACUGACAUACUGUCAAGCGUCACGCCAUCGUGGGGCAGCGUUCCUUCAGGGCAACGAAGCAAGAAGUAAGUGGAUGGAGGGGGCGUGACAACGACAGAUUUCUGUGACUCUUUCCGCAAUCAGAGGUUGACGCGCACAAGAGCGUUUUGUGCAAGGGUGCUUCGUGCAUAAUACCGUUGACUCGGGCUGCCAACUUGAAGCCUAAGGUUCGUCAGGCACAUGCUGGCGUGCACCGUGUUUGGACAGUAGUGUUUGGGGACAGUGUGUCACGCCCUACUGCGUGAUUACGCAACCCGUACGUGCCCCCGCUGUAAUGAUUGCGGCGUGACUCACUGCUCCACUGAGCGCACAGGCAGAUUUACUUGACUCUCGUCUGACCUCAGAAAUUACAAGCACUUCUGGUCACUGGCAGCGAUAGUUCGCGUCUGUUUGCAGUGGCGUUCUUCAACUGUGUAAACGCUCACGGAG
Molecule: messenger RNA, 5727 nt
Organism: Chlamydomonas reinhardtii
Lineage: Eukaryota; Viridiplantae; Chlorophyta; Chlorophyceae; Chlamydomonadales; Chlamydomonadaceae
Exons: 14
Coding region: 407-4894 (1495 amino acids)
Biological process (GO): protein phosphorylation
Molecular function (GO): ATP binding; protein kinase activity
Source: RefSeq, a predicted model, not a curated record